AUGUGGAUAACAAGAAAAUUAGUGACAUCAACGAAAAGUAGUCGAUUUAAUUUAUUACGUGGUGGAUUCAACACUCAUUUUACUACUACUACAAAUGGUGGACGUGCAAAUGAGAUUAUUGAGGCUGUUCUUUAUGGUUCAAAACGAAUUAAAGAAAUCGAAAAUCAAACGCAUUCAAAGAUGCUUGCAAGAGGCAAAUAUGUACAUGAGCUUCAGAUUCAUAAAGUCAAACCUGACAAGACAGAAGAAUACAUAAAAUUAGUUUCAAAUCAUCUUCCUAAAAUAGCCAAUGAUCCAUUAAACGACGUUCAUCUUUGUGGAAGUUGGUCAGUUGAAAUAGGUGAUCAAGACUCAUUUGUCCACAUUUGGGAGUAUAAAGGUUAUCCGGGCCAUAAACAAACAUCAGAGAGACUAGAAAUGAAUAAAGAUCAUAUCGAGUUUAUGAAACAACUUCGUCCUUUAUUAAUUUCUCGACAAAAUGGUAUCAUGUUAGAGUUUAGUUUUUGGCAAACAUCACCUCCUAAAAUUACAAAUGGCAUUUUUGAACUUCGAAAAUAUAAUCUCAAGCCUGGAAGAUUAUUAGAAUGGGAAAUGCAUUGGAGAAAAGGUCUUGAAUGUCGUAGUCAAUUUUGCGAGCCUGUAGGUGCUUGGUUCACUCAAUUAGGUAAACUGAAUACGGUUUAUCAUAUGUGGACUUAUCCUGAUUUACAAAAUCGAAAAACGACUCGAGAAGCAGCAUGGAAUACGGAUGGAUGGGCUGAGACGGUUUAUAAUACGGUUCGUUUAGUAGACGAUAUGAGUUCAUUCAUUAUGAAACCAUUGCCUUAUAGUCCAUUAAGAUAA
Messenger RNA from Cokeromyces recurvatus, 843 nucleotides. RefSeq lists its product as uncharacterized. Gene Ontology annotation, cellular component: mitochondrion. Lineage: Eukaryota; Fungi; Mucoromycota; Mucoromycetes; Mucorales; Mucoraceae. The transcript is spliced from 8 exons. The record is from RefSeq and is a predicted model, not a curated record. Bases 1 to 843 code for a protein of 280 amino acids.